Messenger RNA from Protopterus annectens (West African lungfish), 4632 nucleotides. RefSeq names its product ral guanine nucleotide dissociation stimulator like 1 (gene RGL1). The record is from RefSeq and is a predicted model, not a curated record. Gene Ontology annotation, cellular component: plasma membrane. Gene Ontology annotation, molecular function: guanyl-nucleotide exchange factor activity. Gene Ontology annotation, biological process: Ras protein signal transduction; positive regulation of GTPase activity. Lineage: Eukaryota; Metazoa; Chordata; Ceratodontiformes; Protopteridae.
UUAAAGAAAACAGUCUGGAUGACUGAGCGAAGCGACGCACCAAGGGAUGUUUCUGGGCACCGCAGCUCCUAAACCUGGCGCUCCAAGUCACGAUCCCUUGUCAGUUAAAGUCAGGUUACUAAACUCCUGAGGUGGCUUUGAAGAAAAGCAGCUGAGGACAGCAGUCAUUCAGAGAAGGGAAAAGUAAAGGUGGGAGGAGCCGCCCCCCCCCCAGCCGCCUAUAGUCAGCGCUCUCAGACCGGAGCUGUAACUGGCGGGAGUCGGAGGGUCGAGACGCUGACAGCGCAGGACAGCUGGAGUCUGGUGUAACGGGCGUUUGCAGACCAAAACAAACAGAAAGUUUACCUAUUGGAAGUACCGGAGGACUUGGAACCAAUCCGGAGAGCUGCACUUACAGGACGCAAAGACACUUGGUUUGGUUGUAGUUUGCGAGUCCCCCCAUCAUUUGGAUACGGAAACAUCAGUUUGGGGUUCUUGUUGAGAACCCCCCCCUCACUUUAUCUUCGAAAGUUCGGAGCAUCACAAAUCGUCCUUCAUGAAGCCCCGGUGUGGUUAUAAUGAAGAGGAGGAAGCUGAAGAAACUCCGGCUGCCAUGGAAAGCUAAAAUGCAGACUUUAAUCCAGGAAUGGGGUGAAGAGGUUGAAGAAGGAGCUGUAUAUAAUGUUACCCUCAAAAAGGUCCAGAUUCAGCAGGCUGCAAACAAGGGCGCUCGAUGGCUGGGGGUUGAUGGAGAUGGUUUACCACCAGAGCACACUGUUAGUCAGUAUGAGACGUGUAAAAUUAGGACCAUCAAAGCUGGAACUUUGGAGAAGCUAGUGGAAAACUUGCUGACAGCUUUUGGAGAUAAUGACUUCACUUACAUAAGCAUCUUUCUUGCUACUUACAGAGCUUUUGCCUCAACCAAGGAUGUGCUCGAGUUACUGUUAAACACAUUUGGAAGUCAAGAUGCCUUGAGCUGUGAUAGCAGAGAUGACCACAACAUGUCAGAGUCAAAGAAUGUGCUCAGAAAUGCAAUCGCUUCAAUCCUGAGGGCUUGGCUUGAUCAGUGUUCUGAAGAUUUCAGGGACCCACCAGAUUAUCCAUGCCUCCAGAAAUUACUGAAAUAUCUGAAGCAAACUAUGCCAGGAACAGACCCAGAGCGGCGAGCCCAAAGCCUUCUCGAACAGUUCCAAAAGCAAGAAGGCACAGAUGUGGACAACUGCACGCUUUUCUUGAGUAACAUCACUCCCGCUCAAGUUGAUGAUGUGGAGGUCGAUGGUGCGGAAGGUUUUUUCCAGUUUUCAGAAAGUCAAGUGGCUGAACAGUUAACGUUCAUGGAUGCGGAACUCUUCAAAAGAGUUAUACCCCACCAUUGUCUGGGCUGCAUCUGGUCACGGAGAGACAAAAAAGAGAACAAGCACUUGGCACCCACCAUUCGAGCCACCAUAACCCAGUUUAAUGCACUUACAAAAUGUGUUGUCAGCACAAUUUUGAAGGACAAAGAUCUGAAGUCCCAUUCAAGAGCAAAGAUUAUUGAGAAGUGGAUCAACAUAGCUCACGAAUGUAGGCUGAUGAAGAACUUCUCUUCCCUGAAAGCCAUUGUAUCAGCACUGCAAUCCAACCCUAUUUAUCGACUGAAAACAACAUGGGCUUCUGUCCAAAAGGACAACAUGUUGACAUUUGAAGAACUCUCAGACAUUUUCUCUGAUCAUAACAACUAUGUGACUAGCCGAGAACUGCUAAUGAAAGAAGGCACAUCAAAGUUUGCUAAUCUUGACAGCUGUGUUAAAGAAAACCAGAAGAGAACCCAGAAGCGGUUACAGCUGCAGAAAGAUAUGGGUGUGAUGCAAGGCACAGUCCCAUACCUUGGAACGUUUCUCACCGACCUGACAAUGCUUGACACCGCCCUCUCAGAUUACUUAGAGGGUGGUUUAAUAAAUUUUGAAAAAAGAAGGCGGGAGUUUGAAGUUAUUGCUCAAAUCAAGCUGUUGCAGUCUGCGUGCAACAGCUACUGCAUCACUCCCGAACCCAAGUUCAUUAGGUGGUUCCAAGGACAACAGCACUUUACAGAUGAAGAAAGUUAUAACAUCUCGUGUGAGAUUGAAUCUGCUGCGGAUAUAAGUCCCACGUCUCCAAAGCCACGGAAGAGCAUGGUGAAGCGACUCAGUUUGCUAUUCUUGGGAUCUGAUGUUAUUGUGAAUAGCACUCCAACCAAAGAACAGCCCAAGUCUCCUCCAGCUGGGAGCUCAGGAGAAAGUAUGGACUCUGUGAGUGUUUCCUCUUCUGACUCCAACCACUCAGAACUGGAAGAAACCGCUACCUCUCCUUUAGAUACAACCGAUGGAUCUCAAAAAAAGCUAUCUGAGUCUUCCUCCUCUUGUUCAUCUAUUCAUUCCAUGGACACAUCGUCUUCAGGAGUGUCGUCUGCAGUCAGUACAAUCUCUGCAUCGCCUUCCUUUUCCCACAAUCCAAAGGUCCACAAGCGCUCCAUUUCUGUCACUUCCUCCUCAUCGACGGUUACUCUGUCACUUCCUGUUUACAACCAGCAGAAUGAGGACACCUGUAUUAUCAGAGUUAGUGUGGAAGACAACAAUGGAAACAUGUACAAAAGCAUUCUGAAUUAGUCAUCCCAGACAAUGCCAAUGUUUUUUAUGCCAUGAACAGCUCUGCAAACUUUGACUUCAUUUUAAGAAAGAAGGCAACACUGUGCUGUGAAGUGAAAUUACGAAAUCGGUCUAGUGCAACACUGCCCAGAACUGCUAAAAAAGGGACCCUGUCCCACAGACUUAGCAAAGUCACACUGUAACAUGAUUUGAGCCGGCAUGCAGAACACGGACUUUCAUUUGGGAGUGAAGGUUUAUAUACAGAGCUCAGUAUUACAGAUUUACAGAUGAUAAAGCAAGCAGUAUUCCUGUCUAAGAACUUCACAAGUUGAACUUUGUCUAGUGAUGCCUGGAUGGUUUAGGCCUUCUUAGAGUUUUGCACAACUGCCUGAAGAAAAGGACAUUUAUUUUUGUAUAUAUUAAUUAUAUUAAUUGUACACAUUAAUGACUUAUUUUUUCAAAGCGUUCUAAUUGUUUGGAACAAUUUGAUUUCUUCACUGUGCCAGUAUUAUUAACAUUAUGUAAAAUAUCAAUUCACCUGAUUUCUGGGUUAUAAUACUUGACCUGGAAUAUAUAUAUAUAUAUAUAUAUAUGUAUAUAUAAAUAUUUUUUUUAUUUUUGAACAGCUCUGAAAAUGCAAUCCAUUGUCUUUUAAGAUAAUCUGUAAUAGGCAAAGGAGUCCUUCUGUCUGUCUCUCUCUCUUCACCAGCUAAAUGAAAAAUGCUUGAAAGAAGCAUUUGGAGUGGCUGGCAUGUCUCUUACUACCCCAUCUCUCAGCACAUUUACUUACUACUUUCUUCUUGGGAUCAGAUUGUUCACCUUGCUUUCAGAGUAACCUGAAAUCAGCAAGGUCUGGCUUAACAGACAAGAAGCGAGAAAAACUGAAGACUCAAGAAGCAUGCACUUGUUUUGGAACUAGGAUGAAGGUUCUUGCAUUCCAAAGAACUCUGUCCCUGCUCACUCUUUUUUGUAAAUCUUUACUGAUAUCAUACAUCUAAAAAAAAAAAAAAAAAGUUAAGGAGACAAAAAGAGCAUUUUCCUUGUCUGAAUGCCCUUUCUGUCCCUUUUUUGUACAAAUUUGUAAAUAUAUUUUUUCUGCUGAAACAUUGUCUGUCAGAUGUCUGCUUAGAUAAUCUGUUUAACUGAAAAGCAAUACCAUUUGCAUGUACACUCGCUAGUGUUUAGACCAUACUUUUGAGACACUAAACGACGAUGUACCUCUGGUAUGUACAAUCAUUCCUCAGGUGUCUAUGGCUUCAUUUACUUCACACAUAUACUGCUUGUCUGCCUAUAUCUGUAAAGACAACUGUAUUUUUUUCUCUCCCUCAAAAACUGCCUUCAUUGAAGCAAUAUCAUUUCAGCUAAGAUUGUGACGUAAGUAAUUAGUUUAAUUGAUUUUCUCAUAGUAUACUAAAAAAGUCACAAAAAUGUUCUUCAUAUGUCUCAGAUUUCUCAUUUGUAGUUGCAUUUCGUCCUCCCAUGUGGACUGGCAGACAAGUUAAUAUUCAACUGUGGAAGCACACAUUUGUAUUGCACACAUUUCUAGGUUUAUCCUUUAGGAAGGAGACUUCCAGAACCACUAAAUUGUAACUGCCUUUGUUAUUUAACACUACAGUGCUGUGAACAUUAUGGUACUGGAUAAGCCAUACUUUUAUAAUGAUAUUGUUAAGCAGCUUUGUAGAUAAAGGUGUCCUGUUACUGUUAACUAGCAAAUAAUGCAUCACAGCAUAUUCUUUUUUUUUUGUUUUUUUUGGGAAGAGGCUUUGACUCUACCCUAACCCUUUCCUAAAAACUGCUCAGUAAUACUGCCCUGACAGUGGACCAGGUUAUCUGUGUAAAAGCUUUAGUUGUCUACAGGAGUAAAUGAAUUGAAAAAUGACAAAAAAAAAGCCAUGAAUGUCUUAAACAGUAUUGAGGUUUUGGCAAAUUAUGUUUUUGCACUAUGUACAGAAAAUAAGACCACAGUUAAAGGCAGUGUUAAAGCACUUUAAAUGUGUAGUGUCUUCCAGCUGAAGUAUUUCUGCUUUCAGAUGUUGGUCUCUGUAUGUGC